AUGUCGUCAUCAGCCUGCAAUGCACUAGCUGUGAACCAGAAUUCUUGCAGGCGCAACUUCAUCGUCGUUUACCGAGCUGCCAACGACAACAGAGAAAAUUACUUCCGAAGUAUCUACCACCGAGCUGCCAACGACAACGGAGAGAAUUACUUCAAAAGUAUCUUCAAACGAGCUGCCAACGACAACGGAGAGAGCUCCUUCGAAAGCUUCAUCAGCGUCGACCGACCUGCCAACGUCACCGGAGAGGGUUACUUCAGAAGAAAUGAGCUGUCUGAUAAAAGAACUAAAGAGUACAACGACUUGCAAACGUCUUUGGAAAAAGAGUUUCAGGCAACCUACAAGAAUGAUGCAGAUUUCCAGAGAGUCAACAUUGAAUCGUUCAGCAAAGGAAGUGUUAUAGCCAAGUUUAAGCUAUUUUUCAAAACUGAGAAGAAGGUCCCACUUGGACCUUUGGCAGAUGAACUCAAGGAUGGGAAGCUUGGUGACAUCAACGCAGAUCCGAACUCGCUUAAGAUCUUACGCCCCCAAGAGAAAGAACAAGAAGAAUCUUCUCAGACCGAAAUUGUGGUAAUCGCUGUGGUUGUGGUCAUUGUUGCUGUUCUAGUGGCUGUCGCUUGCUGUAUACUGUUCCGUCGUAAAUACUACUACUACGACUUGAAAAAGAAAUCUCGCAAGCCACCAGAGAAGGACCCUGAACGCCACACAUACGAGAAUCCCGAGUACUGUGACAUCCCUGAGCUGGAAAACAACUACGAAGGCGUCACCAAGCCCGCACCUCAUUACGAGAUCAUAUCGCCAAGCCUUCCAAAGAAUCACGUUGUACCGGGAGAAGGGCUUGAAGCUAAAAAUCACACAUACGAGGAGCUUAAGGCAGCCAAACCGAUCUAUCAGACCCUGACACCUGGAGUAUCACAAGAAGAACAACAGAACAAACCCUCUUCUCAGGCAAAAGCUCGCCAUAGCGUUUAUCAUAACGCUGGUUUUCAAAACUAGCCUACGUUCACUGAGUUAUUUCCCAUUCUAAACAGAUUUUGUUGCUUUUUUAAUUGCUAACUUAAUUUUUUUCCUUACUGUGCUGUGUGACUAUAACAAGACGGGAUUUUUUUUUCAUAACUUUUUAUACUUGAAAGUCAUGAGAUCCAUUGCCCCUUUGAUAUCCAGGUACAUAUUUUUGGGGAUAACUCACAAUGAACUCUAAAUACUUUGAGUGUGACAAGUUUUCAUUGUCCAAUUUUCAACGUCAUCUCGAAACGGCUUUCCCACAAGACACGACAACAAACAAAAUGGAAAACAGACGCGUAGUUCUCGCUGACCGCUGUAGCGCGUGUCAUUCUGUCAAUAUAAUCAAUGCACGAAACAUCGAUAACGCACGUAUUUCACAAACGUUUUACAAACAUAUACUCGAAUUUUUUUCACAUUUUUAGAUAAGAAAGGAAUGACUUAGCUGCGAACCUGCUAAAGUUAACGGAACUGCUAAAAAUGUGUUUUUUUUUUAUUUUUCCAUUGAGGAUAUCGAAAAGAAUCUUUGUAGUUUAAUUAUUUUGAACAAAAAAAAAUUGGACUCGCAUCUUCGAGAGUUAUUUUAGAAAA
This is a messenger RNA of Nematostella vectensis (starlet sea anemone), 1590 nucleotides long. RefSeq lists its product as uncharacterized. The record is from RefSeq and is a predicted model, not a curated record. The transcript has 9 exons. Bases 1 to 993 code for a protein of 330 amino acids. NCBI's taxonomy places the organism in Eukaryota, Metazoa, Cnidaria, Anthozoa, Actiniaria, Edwardsiidae.